AUGAAAUUAUUUUUGAUUAUUGUUAAGUUUUAUAUUCUUGUCAAUAUCAAUGGAGUAAACACGUUCACACCUCCUCCAAGAGCAGAACAAGCUGCUAUUCUUAUAGAUAAUGAGGUUUAUUUUAAUGGCGGGUGGGAUGGUUUUUUUGUUUCUGACUUUUUUUAUCUUGAUAUAUCAAAACCUUUCAACACAAAUAAUAUAGUAUGGGUUGAUCUCUCAUCAAUUGCGGGCCGAAUAAAUAGGACUGCCUCGACAGCUUGUAUUGGUUCAAAUAAAAAUCAAAUCAUCUAUUUUAGUGGCGGGGCUGUUGCAGUAGGUGGCAAUUUUACUUCAAUAUUCGAUAUUACAACGCAAAAAUGGAGCACACCAGAAACUUCAGGAAAUUUUAAUGCAACCGAACGAAAAUUUGAUCAAUGUAUUACUUCGGGAAAUUCAAUAUAUAUCUAUGGAGGAUAUGAUGAUUUAUUUAACAUGGUCAAAUUAGAUACUUCAGAUUCCAAUUUUGUUUGGUCAACAUAUUAUGCUGGAAUGAUAGCACCCCUUGGUCUUGUGGGUUACAGUGCUACUCUCAUAAACAAUGCCUCUAUAUUAUAUAUUGGGGGUAGAUUAUAUGCUAAUUCUUGGGUUGAUCUUUCCUACAAUUUAUUGGACAAGAAUACUUCAGGGAAUAUUCCUUACUCACGCAGCAAUCACGGAGCGGUCUUUAUAUCUCAAUAUAAUCAAAUUUUAAUAUUUUAUGGACAACCUAGUUCUUCAUUUAUUGCGCUUGAUACCCUAAAAUUUACAUGGUCAUCUCCUACAAUUUCUAAUGGUGGUUCUCAAUACCAAUUGAUUAGGUGUACUUCAUUACUAAUUGGCGCUUAUGUUCUAAUUGCAUUUGGACAAGAUCAUAAAAGCAACAAUUUUACAAAUGACGUUUUUCUUCUUGAUGUAAGUUUAAAAAAUAAUUAUCAAUGGUCUAUGACAUUCGAUCCUACCAAAUUGCUUCAAUCUAUUUCUGCAACGACUGAUAUGUCAUCAACACCAACAUCUAAUAUUUUGAAUGAUUCAUCAUCUGUUAAUUUUGGCGCAAUAAUUGGAGGUACAUUUGCUGGAAUUGCAGGUCUUAUUAUAAUAUCAGCAGUUUCCGUAAUAAUGGUCAAAGGAUAUGGAAAUUCUCUCAAUUUUAUUUCACAAGAAGAGACAA
Molecule: messenger RNA, 1186 nt
Organism: Cetraspora pellucida
Lineage: Eukaryota; Fungi; Glomeromycota; Glomeromycetes; Diversisporales; Gigasporaceae
Source: the annotation of a GenBank genome assembly